CUUUCAAGGCUUCGGGAUAUCCAAGCGGCCCCAGCACUUGGUGGAGCUCGCCGUUUAUCUCACGUACUCGCACAGCAUGGACAUCACGGCACGGAACAGCGAGAUGAUGAACGUGAAGGUCGUCGAACCUCCAAAAGACUCACAAGGAUCCUCGCCGAAGCGGCGAACCACGGCGGAGAGGGAUGGUGUCGACGAAGGAGAGGCGGUCGUGGAAUCGCGCAACAGUAAGUUCAGCUUGGACCUCAAGAACAAAGUGGAAGAACGUCCUUCGACAACCUCCAGCGCCAUCGACGUUGGCCAUUUGAGCGGAGACAAGGCGAAGCGCAAGUACAGUCCACGCUUUAGCAAACAGCGAUCGAAGAGCGAAGUUAUCGAAUCGACGAGCAUGACAUCGGUCGCGUCUAGCGCGGUGGCAAUCUCCGACAAUUUAGUCGUUGCGGAGCCAGGAUCUCCAGCUGCAAAGGCCAUCGACAUUACCAAUCAGUUCGACGGCAAGAACAACGUUCGCUCAUCGCCCAAAUUGACGUUCAAGAAGCCGGAUGGGAACGAGAUCGAUGGCCAGCACGAGCAGUACACGUUGACGUAUGGCAUGAUGACGGGCAUCCUCAAUUCGGCGGGAAGUCUAAACAUGUUCAAGCAACGCCUCACCAUGAACGACUUUAUGCGUGUGGACAAGCGCGAGUUCCCGCCCAACCCGCGAUCAAAGCUCACGCACUCGUUCAAGUUCAAGGACUACUCGCCCGACAUUUUUCGGCAGAUUCGCCGCCGAUUCGACAUUGACAGCGCCGACUACAUGGUGACGUUGUGUGGCGAUUUCAACUACAUCGAGUUCAUGUCCAACUCGAAAUCGGGCCAAUUCUUCUUCUACUCGCACGACGGCCGGUUCAUGAUCAAGACCCAGACGCAGGACGAGUCCAAGUUUCUCCGACGCAUCCUUCCGCACUAUUACAAGUUUGUCAUGGAGAACUCCAACACGCUCGUGACGCGGUUCUACGGCAUGCAUCGCGUCAAGAUGCACCACACCAAGAAGCAGCAGAUGCAUUUUGUCAUCAUGGCGAGUGUAUUCAACACGCCGAAAGAAAUCCACCUCCGCUUCGACCUGAAGGGGUCCAAGGUCGGGCGCAAUGCGUCCGUGGACGAAAAGUCCAAAAACGGCGUGCUCAAGGACAACGACCUGGUCGAAGAGCACAUUCACUUGUCCCUCGGGCCGGAGAAGCGUGCGAUGAUGCUCGAGCAGCUCCGCAAGGAUGUGGCGUUCCUCAAGCGGAUGAAGAUCAUGGACUAUAGUCUCCUCAUCGGCAUCCACGAUUCAGGCCAAGAAAUCCUGCAAUCCCCCAUGGCCUCGCCACAUCCAGCCAAGGGGCUGCCGCCACCGCUCCAGCUCGACUCGCCCACUGUGGUAAAAGGCCGGCCGAGUGUCGCGGACGCCCUCAAAGUGCUCAAGCUCGAAGAGUUCCCAUCGCACUCCCAAGUUUCCGACACCGCGAGCGACGAGAACUCGGGAGACGAGGUCGAUUACACAGACGCGCCAUUAUCGCCGCGGACGCUGGAGACGACUGCCAAGCCACCGUCGGGUGGAUCGAUCUUUUGCAAAGACUACGGCGGCGUUUUCGGCCGGUCGAGCGCACGCAAGAAGAACGGGAAAAUCUACUUUGUCGGUAUCAUCGACAUCCUGCAGCAGUACAACACGCGAAAAAUUACAGAGACCGUGGUCAAAGGGCUUGUCCACAACAAGAAGGACAUUUCGUCAGUGCCGCCUGACCAAUAUGGCGACCGAUUCCUCGACUUUAUUGAGAAGAACGUGCUGGUCGACGAAUAGGACUAGCCGCACAACCACGUCAACCACACACCCAAUUCACAUGAACAAUACAUAAUGAAAAGCGCGCAUGCAUGAACCAUGCAAUUUGCUCGAGCGUCAUGGCAAAACUGCCUUGACACCCUUCACUACGCCGCGCAAAGCGGUGUGCUGGUGUUGCAGACCUCAUGUGCAUCGAGAGCGCGAAACAACGCAUUGCCAAUGACACAGGUGCAUGCCGGUGUGGGCUACAUCGCUGUCGUCGCAGGAUGCCAGUUGGGCUAGCAGGGGAUCGCCUGCCACCUCCGCGCAGAACCUGCCAUCUGCUCCGACGGUGCCGUGGGUUGCCAAGAGACAUCCCAUCAACGAGCAGUU
This is a messenger RNA of Aphanomyces invadans, 2170 nucleotides long. RefSeq lists its product as hypothetical. Gene Ontology annotation, biological process: phosphatidylinositol metabolic process. Bases 77 to 1819 code for a protein of 580 amino acids. The transcript is spliced from 10 exons. Gene Ontology annotation, molecular function: phosphatidylinositol kinase activity. The record is from RefSeq and is a predicted model, not a curated record. Lineage: Eukaryota; Oomycota; Saprolegniomycetes; Saprolegniales; Verrucalvaceae.